AUGGGUGAUGAAGACUUCGAGAUCCCGGCUAUUCCUGCUCCUGACAUGGACGGUUCUGUCAGAUCUGGUAGGAGAACUAGUAAUGCAAAGAGUAGUCGGGCAUCUUCGUCUGCGGCAGGUGAGCCCAGACUCAAGCUCUGUGCCUUUUGGACAUGUGACGAAGACUGCAAAGUAGGCAGGCGUCAUUGCACGCAUCACAACAGACACCUCGACAAUGCUAGGAACCAGGUUUCCAAGCAGAAAGGCGAGGAGGCCGCAAAGACGUGGGUGGAGAAGUGCAAGGACAUCGAGUUUGCGAAUAAGCAGGUUGCGUACAUGGCCAAGAAGAGCAUCGCCCUUCCGAUGUUCGCCCACCAGCCACUGAUUGAUUUCGUCGAGUGGGAGCAGGAGUUCGGGGUGCUGGUGCAAAAGAAGGAGGCUGUGGAGACUGAGCCGUACGAGGAAGAGCAAUGGAUCAUCGAGCAGGUGAGCAAGUUCGGCAGGAACAGGCAAGACAUGGUGAAUGAGUGGAAGCAGAAAAUCGCCGGUCCUUGGAGGCGGGACAACAACGGGUGGAAGGGCGCUUUGCGCCUUUGGUUGCCAGCCAGAGAGUACGAAGAAGCUUCAACUUCGAAGUUUGCCAAAGGUGCCAGUCAUGAGAAAUCCAAGGGCAAGAGAGCCCCCAAAGCGGGGGACUUGGCUGCAUUUCGUGAUCAUGCAGGGGAAGCUGGCCUGGAUCUUACUCACGAGUUCUUCGGUGGAGGCAAUCGUGAACCGUCCGGGGUUGAUGAUGAGCUUGAGGUUGAGGUCGCCCCACCCGAGACCAACUCAAACCUGCCGCAGUCUUCACCGACCAAGGCCGACCAGUCCGAGUUGAAGCGAAAGGCAACAGCUUUGACUUUGGAUGCCAGCGAGGAUGAGCAAGAAGUGGAUCCCAAGAAUGCGGCCAAGCAGAAGAAGAAGAAGCCCGGCAACCUUGCGAGCCAGCGUGCAUCUUUGUUCGACUCCUUGUCGAAGCAGCUCGGAAGCAAAGUCGCUUCGAUGGUGGCCAAGAUCGAAGAUGCUGUGCAAGCCCAAACAAAGGAGGCAGCGGCACCAACUCCAAGCACAUCGACGGACAUUACCACUCGAAAGCUGUACAACCAGACUUUGGCACAGUGCUUGUUGUUGGGCAGGGCAUGGAACGAUGCCAAGACCAUCAAGGGCGAGGUGGAGAAGCACAACAAAUCCAUGGAGGACGAGAAUAAGACCGAUGCCGUGAUCGACUUUGCGGUCGCGGACACGCUUCAGAAGCAAGGGCCCACACUUGCCUGGGCUUUGAGCCAAGCAGGGCAGUCCGUGAACAUCGAGCGGGUUGCAUUCCUUCGCACAAAGGAUUUCAUGCAGACGUUCGUGAAUGCCGUCCCGGAGUGUGAUCUGGAAGAGGCUCGUCUUGAUCGCAUUCGUGUGCAAUGGAGGCGGAUGAUCACUGCUGCCACCCAGCUUGAGGCUUCGCUCAAGAAGUGCACCACAGACGUCAACAAGCACGUGCUAGGUUUGGCAGCAGCUACUGAGAGGAACGAGAAGAAGCGAAAAGAAAAGGAAGCAAGAGAUGCUGAGACGAAGCAUCUUGAGCAAUCCAAGGCGAGGCUAAAGCAAGCCACGGCGGAUGGAGCAGCGCUUCCGGGUGUCUUCAAGUUGUCCGAGGGCGAUGUCGAGGCCAUCAAAGCAUUGGACGUGAACAGCAUCCCGGCUGACCACGACCUGGGCGUGCCUUGCAUCCUCAACAAGUCCUCAUGUGUCACCGCAUGGGCGGGGAACCCUGUUGUGUUGCAGACCAUGACCAAUUUCGGCGCCCGCUAUAAAAAAACCCACGGCUUUGAGCACUUGAACAAGAUCACAUCACCGUUCGUCGCAAAAGCCGGGAAAGAGCCGACCGAGAAGAUGUUCAUGGAGAUCAUGCAGAAUGUGAAGGAGAAGAUCGUGAAUGUGGAGCCGGUGGCCCCCCAAUGGAUGAGCACCUCUUGGAUGAUGGGGCUCGGUCCGAAGACUUCCUUUAUCGGCUUGUGCCCGAACUCUGCAGCCUUCCUCAGAGUCCUAUCGUAUGGCGAUAUGGAGGUCGUUUGCAUGAGCAUGGACGACUUCGUGAAAGGCUUGACGACAGCGGGGACCCCACCACCAAAGUCCACCUCACAGCUGGAGGAGUUGAUCUUUCACUUGGACGAUGCCACGUGGAAGACAAUGGGGACCAAGCCCUACUAUCACAAGCUGCAGAAGGAUCAGGUGCUGUUUGUGCCCAUGGGUUACCUGCUGAUGGAGCGGAGCGGUGCCUCCACCAUGCUUUACGGAGCCCGGAAAUCCUUCAUCAUGCACGAAAAAAAUGCAGUCGGGAACUACACGACCUGCAAAGAUCUGCAGGCAAAGGAUGGCAAGAGUGUGGAGAAGAUGCAGCAAGUGGUGGCGGUGGUCGGUGUGGGGGUGAUCCGUGGAGGUGGACUGCGGUGCUACAGGUGUAAGGCUGAGGGCUUGUAG
Symbiodinium sp. CCMP2592 is the source of this 2490-nucleotide messenger RNA. NCBI's taxonomy places the organism in Eukaryota, Dinophyceae, Suessiales, Symbiodiniaceae. The record is from the annotation of a GenBank genome assembly.